AUGAACCGAUUUAAUCUUGUGUGCUGGAACUGUAGGGGCAUCUCUUCGGGGGAUAUCUCCAACAGAGCUCAUAACUUCAUUCGUAAGUUUAAACCUCUUAUUGUUUGCUUUGUUGAGACUAAAGCUAAUGAAGAUCGGGUAUAUCGCUUCUGUCAAAAGCUCCCUGCAGAUUGGGAUUGGGCCGCAAUCCUUGCUGAUGGAUUCUCAGGGGGUAUAAUAGUUGCUUGGAAUAAAAUUAUUGGUACUGUCUCUCCUGUUGUUUCUUCUAGGAGAGCCCUGCACUUAGUUAUUUCUAAUAAUGUUUACUCUAAUUGUCUUAUUUCUGUCAUUUAUAAUGCCUCUAAUAGCCAGUCUCAGCGUAAUCUCUGGUAUGAGCUUUCUAAACUCUCUGCUUUUAAUAUCCCUUGGUUUCUCAUCGGGGAUUUUAAUGCUAUCACUUCUAGCGAGGAGCAUCGUGGUGGUUCGUUUGCUUAUUAUUCCCGUAAGGCUCUUAAUUUUCUUAACUUUAUUGAGGCUAAUAAUCUUCUUGAUCUUCAGUUUUCAGGUCCUAAAUAUACUUGGUGUAAUAAUCAAUCUGGAGUUGCUAGAAGAUGGGCUAUGCUUGAUCGUGGCCUGAUUAAUUUGGCUUGGUCUUCCUUGUUUGGCUCUUAUACUCUCCGGCAUCUUCCGAGAUUGCAUUCUGACCAUGCCCCUCUUCUUUUUUCUGGUUUUAAGCAUAUCUCUAAUCAUAAAAGCUCCUUUAGAUUUGAAAAUUAUUGGAUUGAUUAUAUUGGUUGCCAUAAUGCUGUUCAUUCUGCUUGGGAUUUUCAUCCUUAUGGUAAUCCUAUACAUGCGUUUACUCACCUUUUGGCUCGUUCUCGCAGUAAAAUCAUCGAUUGGCGUGCUUCUGGGUUGAGUAACUUAGAUGCUGAUAUUAUUAAUACUGAAAAUGCCAUUACCUCUUUGGAAGUUACUGAUUCCCUUAAUGCAGAUGAUCUCCCUGUGCUUGAGGAGAUGUAUGCGAAGCUCACUGCACUCCAGCGUCUUAAUUCCAAAAAGUGGUCUCAACGUGCUAGAAUGCAAUGGAUUCGCGAUGGGGACAUGAAUACAAAAUUUUUUCAUAACAUUAACGCACCCGUAGGCACUUCAACACCAUUUCUCAAAUUCGAGAUAUCAAUGGGGCUUCUUUCUCUAAUCGAUGUUUUAGCUGCCCUUCCGGAUGACCUUCCUUGUCUUUCUUCAGUUGAUUGUGAUUUCCUUUCGAGGGAGGUUUCUCGGGAGGAAAUUCACAUGACCGUUUUAGACCUUCCUUCAGGUAAAAGUCCUGGGCCCGAUGGAUUUAAUGCAGAAUUUUAUAAAUUUUUUUGGGCUGAUAUUGGUGAUCAAUUAACGGAUGCGAUUCAAUACUUCUUUGCUAAUUCGAUUAUGCCAUUUUCUUGGGGUAAGACUUUCAUUUCUCUUAUCCCUAAAAAGGAUAAUCCCUCCUCUGUUUCUGAUUAUAGGCCGAUAUCUUUAUGCAAUGUUUGUUACAAAGUUAUAUCCAAAAUUCUUGCUAAUAGAUUAAAAUUAGUCCUUCCUAAACUCAUUGGUCGAGAACAAGUUGGUUUCGUGGUUGGUCGGUGUGCUUUCGAUAAUAUAAUUGCUUUGCAAGAGGUUGUGCAUUCUCUUGAAAAGGAUUACCUGCACCCCCCUAGGAUGUUAAUUAAAAUUGAUAUCGAGAAAGCUUAUGACACUGUCAGUUGGAAUGCAAUUCUUGCUACCUUAACUAAAAUGAACUUCCCUUCUUCUUGGAUCUCUUGGAUUAGUGCCUGUCUUCAUUCUACUUCUUUUUCAUUGCUUAUUAAUGGUCAACCUUCACCUUGGUUUAAAUCUUGCAGGGGUAUUAGGCAUGGUGACCCUUUGUCUUCCUUCCUUUUUAUUAUUGUUUCUCAGAACCUUACUUCUAUUCUUAAUCAUGCUCAAAAUCUUGGGAUGAUUCCUGGAUUCUGUAAUUUACUUAAAUAUAACUUUAACCAUCUUAUGUAUGCAGAUGACCUUAUUCUUAUCACUCAUGCUUCUAGAAGGAUUGCCAGGAAUAUUAAUUUGUGUCUAUCUAUUUACUCUAAUAUCUCUGGUCAAUGUCCUAAUGUCAACAAAUCUGCUGUCUUUUUUCCCUCUUGGUUUAACUCUCGGGUGACCAAAAGUAUCAGCUCCAUUCUUAACUUUAAUAUAGCAUCUUUCCCUCUUACUUAUCUUGGUGUUUUCGUUUCUCCCAAGAGGUUAGCUAAGCAGGUAUUUAAUUCUAUGGUUAUUAAAAUUACUAGACAAUGCUCUAGAUGGAAUCAGUCCUUUCUUUCUCCUGCUGCUAAGGUGGUCCUUAUCAAUUAUUCUCUGCUCUCAAUUCCUAUAUAUUAUCUUUCUGUUUGCCCUGUUUAUGACACUACCCUCCAAGAGAUUAAUAGAGUUGUUAGGAGGUUCUUUUGGCAUAAAGGUAGCAAUCGAAACGGUAUUCCUGCUGUUGCUUGGGAUGAUAUUACUAGAUCUAAAACUGAGGGGGGGUUGGCUAUCCGUAAUCUAAUUCAUGCAAAGCAUUCCCUUAUGGCCAAAAACAUUCUCCACUAUUAUAAUUAUGAUGACUUCAUUUGGGUGGAUAUCUUGCAUGUUAAAUAUGGUGGGAAUAAUUCUUGGGUUGAUGUGCCUCCCGCCCAAUGUUCUUGGUUCUUUAAAGGUCUGCUUAGUUCGGCUCAUAAACUUAGAUCUUGUUUCUGGAUUAAAACUGUGAAUCCUAAUAAAACAUCUCUGCUUUAUCAUCCUUGGUGCUUGGAUAUUCCAUUAGCAUUUAAACCCACUUACAUUAAUUCUGAUUUGGAUUUGCAGUCGAUGAAUUUAUGUGAUUUUCUUUGCAAUGAUAGUUGGGACUGGAACAAAUUGUUCAUGCUUUUUGGAGAGAAUUUCCUCUUCUUUACUAAUAAGCUGGGUGUUAUUGAUUGUAGAUCCUCCAAUCAUUGGGUUUGGUCUCCCAAGUCUGGGAGCUCUAAACUUGCUUCCUCUGUUUAUCAUUUCCUUAAUCAUAACCAUAAUUGGGUGGGGUGGAAGAAACUUUGGGAGUUAAAUGUUGCUCCUAGGGUUAAACACUUUAUUUGGCUUGUAUUCAGGGGUAGAAUUUCCACUUCUGAAUACUUAUACUCCAUUGGUUUGGGUCCCCGUAAUGCAUGUGCUCUUUGUGGGUUGAAAUUGGAAACGAUUGAUCAUCUUUUUGUUCAAUGCCCUCGUGCUAUUGAUGUCUGGACCUCGGUUUGUCAGAAGCUUAAUAUAUCUAUUAGCUUUCUGGAUGGAUUUCGGUCCGGUUCUUGGAUUACUUUUGAUGGGCAUUCCUUGUUCAUCAAAUCGGUCAUUGCUGGGCUGUGA
Dioscorea cayenensis subsp. rotundata (Guinea yam) is the source of this 3366-nucleotide messenger RNA. RefSeq lists its product as uncharacterized. Gene Ontology annotation, molecular function: catalytic activity. Bases 1 to 3366 code for a protein of 1121 amino acids. The record is from RefSeq and is a predicted model, not a curated record. Lineage: Eukaryota; Viridiplantae; Streptophyta; Magnoliopsida; Dioscoreales; Dioscoreaceae. The transcript has 3 exons.